CGGAAAUAUGUCUAUGCUGCUUAGGCUAUUCGGAUAAACAAUUCUUCCUUUUGCAAAUACCAAAUGACUUGAACAUAAUACAAAUCUCAAAUUGUUUCUAAUAAUCCAACAAAUAUCUAUUAGUAGUAAAAUUCUUUUAUUAGGACAUGCGUUACAUUAGUAACAGUUACAUCGACACGUACACCCGCCGCAUAAGGAGAGCUUCUAAGGGUAUGGACAGGGGUCCUUCGAGGGGCACACCUUCUUCUUGCAGAAGCAAGCGCUGAAGGACGGCGUCACGACGGGCACGUAGACGCAGGCCUGGGGGGGCACGCAGGGCCCGCACGGCGGGGCGCACACGCUGCACGGGGGCGGCGAACCGCAGGGUUGGACGCCGGCACAACAGGGCGGCGCGCACGGCUUGAGGGGGCACGGAAGGCAGGGCGAGGGACAGGGCGGGCUAGGCCCGCUGGGCGUCAUCACGAAGGGCGGACACGGCGAGGGGUUGACGCAGCAAGGACCGCCGGUGGGCGGCGGGCAACAAGGCCCGCUCGGCGGGCACGGACCGCACGGGGGGCACGGUAGACAAGACAUGUCUUCGCUAAGGUGGGAAUUUGUACUUUUCGAACGGAAAUUUUGAGAAAUUUUGAUCGUAACGAUUCGAAAGCCGUUUGAUUUAUGGUUGUUUAUUCGAUUUAUUGCCUAGGAGACUGAUUUCAUGUUCACACAGGUGUAAAUCAGGUGGCUAAAUACUAGACGCACCUAAGUCAAUAAUUCUAAAAAAAAAGAAGAAUUUUUAAAAUUUUAGGUUAGUUUGUGUUAGCAAAAAUUAAUAAAAUUAUUGAAUUCUCAUUCGAAUAUAAUACUAAUAGCAUAUUUCUUACAAUAAAUAAAAUGGAACCACCAAUAAAACCAGAUGAAACAGAUUGUUGUAACUCCGGCUGCAACCCUUGCAUAUUGGACAGCUAUGAAGAACAACUAAAAAAGUACAAGCAAAGGCUGGAACGCGACCAAAAUGAUUUAAAUCGAUUCAAAAACUGUUUAAUAACGACCGCAUACUCGAUUUUCAGCGUUAGGAAUAUCCAGAGGGAAUCUGCCGAUGCCCUUCUAAUCACGUUCGAGUUUAAGAAACUACUGAAAUCUAACAUUGAAACCGACAGAGUAAUGUACAAUCCGGGCCAGUAUUUUAUGCUGAAAAACGGGGAAUAUCAAAAGCCGUACACUCCGGUUCCUAUACACGUAUCCAAUCCUCUACAGUUCACUGUGCUCGUUAAAUUAUAUGAAUCGGGUCGAAUGAGUAGAUACAUUAGAAAACUGGAAAUCGACUCAAAAACAAUCUGGCGAGGUCCUUAUGGAGAUUUUAACCUGCUCUACGAUUACAAACAUAUCCUGUUAAUAGCCCAAGGGGUUGGCAUAGCUCCUUUGUACACUAUAAUACACAAUAUAACGCAAAACGAGGACUGCGAAACGUUCCUAAAGUUAUUCUAUUGUUGCAAAACGUACGAUACCAUUUAUUUAAGGAACCGAUUGUACGAUUUGCAACAUCAUUGGAAUUUCAGCUACGACAUUUUCCUAGGCAAUUCGGAUAACUCGUCGAGAAAAUAUAACGAAACUAUACACGAAUAUAAACUAGAUGCUUGCAAGAUAAAAGAAUUCUUAUCGGAUAAAACUGAUAGCAUACAAGUGUUAGUGUGUGGCAACGAGAGCUUCGCGAUCACAUUUAAGCAAAUCGUGAUGAAUUGUAACAUUCAAGAAAGAAAUAUAAGUGUAUUUUAG
This is a messenger RNA of Phyllotreta striolata, 1755 nucleotides long. The record is from the annotation of a GenBank genome assembly. NCBI's taxonomy places the organism in Eukaryota, Metazoa, Arthropoda, Insecta, Coleoptera, Chrysomelidae.